UUUGUGAUUAAGGGUUCGCGGUAAAACUCUAAAACUCUAUCAGGACGAAGAAUGCAUUGUUUUCACUCAUAGAAAGCUCAUCUUCAAAACUGUUCAGUUUCAUGGGUAUUUUAUGUCAUAAAAACAUAUUUUUUAGUGAAGCGUUUUAUAUUUAUUCCUGAAUUUCCCGUUGUUUAGCUCCACGCUUUUAGCUCGGUGGAAGUAUUGGCGGUCGGUCCCCGGCGGGUUGAACCGUCCCGUCAUUCCUCGCGUGGCCAACGGCUCUCCACCGACGGCUCAUUGAAUUACAGUCCGCUGCUUGUUCGGCUCGGUUUCACUGAGCCAUCCGCGGAGAUCCGGGCCAUACGGACCCAACAAACACCGCUACACCGUCGGGGGUUCUGCUCGUCUCACUGCGGUCGUCCGGCGUGCCGUUCCUGGGCUCGCUGGCUGAAUUUUGUCGGGGAAGAACGGCGGAGCUAGUAGCCAGCGAUGAUGGAGCUGGAGUCGGCCUGUAGCCGAGGCGACCCGGGGACUCCCGGGGACUCGCUUCAGCCGCAGACACCGAGCCGGCACGAGAAGAGCCUGGGCCUGCUCACCACCAAGUUUGUGACCCUGCUGCAGGAGGCCAAGGACGGGGUCCUGGACCUGAAGGCGGCUGCAGACACUCUGGCCGUUCGGCAGAAACGACGCAUCUAUGACAUCACCAACGUCCUGGAGGGAAUCGGUCUGAUCGAGAAGAAGUCCAAGAACAGCAUCCAGUGGAAGGGCGUGGGACCAGGCUGCAACACCAGGGAGAUCGCAGACAAGCUGAUGGAGCUGAAGGCCGAGCUGGACGAUCUGGCGCUGCGGGAGAACGAGCUGGACCAGCAGAAGGUCUGGGUCCAGCAGAGCAUCAAGAAUGUCACCGACGACUCCAGCAACAGCCCGAUGGCCUACGUAAAGCACGAAGACCUCUGUGGAGCGUUUAAAGGGGACACUCUGCUAGCCAUCCGGGCCCCCAUCGGGACGCAGCUGGAGGUUCCUGUACCAGAACUCGUCCUUAAUGGACAGAGGAAGUACCAGAUCCGCCUGAAAAGUACCUCUGGACCCAUCGAGGUUCUCCUGGUCAAUAAGGACCCGUCCAGCGCCGCUCCGGUGGUUCUGCCCGUCCCGCCACCUGAUGACGUUCUGCACAACCUGCCAGCGCCGACGGCGACCCUGACGACCCCCCAGGCCCCAAAGCUCUGCAAGCCGCAUCCAGCCAUAAAACCAGCCGCCGCAGCAACGCCGGGCGCAGCAACGCCGGGCGCCGCAGCUGCAGAUGCGAGUGCUGCAGCAGACUGUGCUGCAGCGGUUCCGCAGCAGCUGCAGUCCUCCGCCUCCCUGGACGGUUCUGCCUCCUCGGCCGGGUUCCAGCCCAUCAAGUCGGAUCCGUCUGAGCUUUUGGAUUUCCCCAAAGAGCUGUCUGAAAUGUUUGACCCGACUAAAGAGAUGAUGCCUGGAGACCUGCUGGAGGACCUGAUGUCGUCAGAAGUGUUCUCGCCUCUCCUCCGCCUGUCGCCUCCGCCCAGCGACCACGACUACAUCUACAACCUGGACGAGACCGAGGGCCUCUGUGACCUUUUCGAUGUCCCCAUCCUUAACCUCUGACCCCGUCUGGCCCGCCUUGAGCCUCCUGCGGUGCAGCUGCGGCGCUGCUGCGGCGCUGCUGCAGCCUCCAUCAGCUCCAUGUACAGAAAGCAGCCGGAAACUUUGAGCUUUUCCAAGGAAAAUGAGUCAAAACUAUAUUUUUUGCUUUGUUGUGUACAAAGACUAGUGUGUGUGUGCCUGUGUGUGUGUGCGUGUGUGUGCGCGCCUGUGUGUGUGUGUGUGUGUGUGCCUGUGUGUGUGUGUGGACGCGCGGACGGACCUUUUGUACUGAAGAAUCUGAGCGUCUCCUGGGGACCAGAAGAAGCGGUUCUGGGCCCGGAUCCGGCCCGGUCCUCCUUGUACAUAGAGAAUAUAUAUUUUGUGAUAGCGGCGAACGAUGCUUUAGUUCCCAGGAAUCAUGCAGCUUUGUCUCAACCCAGUCCUCCCAGUCUUCCCAUUUUAACCAGUCUAAUGUUAGCUGCAAGUGAAACAGAAGAAAUUAAUGUAAAAACGUGAUCAGAUUGAAACGACUCGGUUUUAAGGUUCUGUAAGGGAUUUUAAAACAGAUUUUUUAUGUUGAGCAGAAUAAAUAUCACGUUUUAACGUUGA
Poecilia reticulata (guppy) is the source of this 2199-nucleotide messenger RNA. Lineage: Eukaryota; Metazoa; Chordata; Actinopteri; Cyprinodontiformes; Poeciliidae. The record is from RefSeq and is a predicted model, not a curated record.